Messenger RNA from Stomoxys calcitrans (stable fly), 1255 nucleotides. RefSeq names its product ras suppressor protein 1 (gene ics). The transcript has 4 exons. The record is from RefSeq and is a predicted model, not a curated record. Gene Ontology annotation, molecular function: protein binding. The coding region runs from base 192 to 1043 and encodes 283 amino acids. NCBI's taxonomy places the organism in Eukaryota, Metazoa, Arthropoda, Insecta, Diptera, Muscidae.
AUUUGCCAACGUGAGUGGACGUGCGAAACGAGUGUAGUGUUUGAAAAAAUAUCAAAAGAAAAAUACACAAAACGGGGGAAACAAGUGGAAAAGCCAUAUAAAAAUAGGCCCAAAUUUGUUUAAAUAUCAAGAGUACAACAAGAAAUAAUAAUAAUUUAUAAAAAAUAUAAGCCCAAUAAAAACAGCCCAAAAUGAGUCAGUCGUGUCUGCCAGUUCAAGCAAAAAUGUCGAAAGCAAAGAAGGUUUUGGAUGAAGCGCGUGAAACCCAAAAUCGUGAACUCGAUUUAGUGGAUAAAGGCAUUAGUUCCUUUGAGGAGUUGCCGGGAUUGUUUAACAUGUCCAACAUCACCCGCCUGACACUGAGCCACAAUCGCAUCAGUAUUAUCAAUCCUGGCAUUGCAAAUUUACUAAAUUUAGAAAUCCUAAAUCUUUCCAACAACUUUUUGCGUGAGCUACCCGUUUCACUGUCAUCCAUGCCAAAACUGCGCAUCUUGAAUGUCUCCAUAAAUCGCUUGGACAGUUUGCCACGUGGCUUUGGAGCAUUUCCCGUUUUGGAAGUUUUGGAUUUAUCCUAUAACAAUAUAAAUGAGAAUGUGUUGCCGGGAAAUUUCUUUAUGAUGGAGACAUUGCGUGCCCUAUACUUGGGAGACAAUGAUUUCGAAUAUUUACCACCCGGCUUGGGAAAUUUAAAAAACCUGCAAAUUUUGGGUCUGCGAGACAAUGACUUGCUGGAACUGCCGCGAGAAAUUGGAGAGUUGACUCGGCUACGAGAAUUACACAUACAACACAAUCGUUUGCAGAUUUUGCCACCCGAAGUGGCACAAUUAGAUUUGCUGGGCAGCAAAUCUGUCAUGAAAAUGGAAGAGAAUCCUUGGGUUCAACCCAUAGCCGAGCAAUACCUUUUGGGUAUUAGUCAUGUCAUUGAAUAUUUGAAAACGGAAACCUAUAAAAUCAUCUACAAUCGUCACAUGAAUGGAGGUCGAAGCGGGCCAGUUCCCCCAAAAGCUGACAAAAGCAAAAAGGCCUCACGUUUUAGGGCUUGAAUAGAAGUAUCCCUACACAUCACUUUCUUGCAAUGGGCUCCAAGUGCGAAUAUUAGUGCCUUUUAUCAAUGUAAUUUGUAUUCUAUUUACAUGUGUUCUGCCUGUGUAUGUUUUGUUGUAUUUACUAACAACUUUUUUUAACACAUAUUUUUUCUACUUUUUUAAUUUAUAAAAUAUUUUUUAAUAAAACACAACUAAUGUAGAUAUGGAAA